This is a messenger RNA of Prionailurus viverrinus (fishing cat), 7853 nucleotides long. RefSeq names its product transient receptor potential cation channel subfamily V member 1 (gene TRPV1). Gene Ontology annotation, cellular component: membrane. Gene Ontology annotation, biological process: calcium ion import across plasma membrane. The transcript is spliced from 17 exons. Bases 4538 to 7063 code for a protein of 841 amino acids. Gene Ontology annotation, molecular function: calcium channel activity; protein binding. NCBI's taxonomy places the organism in Eukaryota, Metazoa, Chordata, Mammalia, Carnivora, Felidae. The record is from RefSeq and is a predicted model, not a curated record.
CAGGCUCUGAGCUGUCAGCACAGAGCCCGUCGUGGGGCUCGAACUCACGGACUGCGAGAUCAUGACCCAAGCCGAAGUCGGCCGCUUAACCGACUGAGCCACCCAGGUGCCCCUGUGGGCAGCUUUUAAGCAAAGCUUGUUCUCAGGGCACCAUCUUGACCAAGAACCUACCUUCAGGGCAUACUCUAAUAAUGCAGCCAGGACUCAUCAACUGGAUCCCAAAUCAGUACUUUCCAAAAGAGACUCACCUGGGAACUGGUCCCAAAUAUAAAUAUGGUGAAGAGAGAGAGAGAGAGAGAAAGAAAAGGAACAGUACCCCAGCAUCCCGGUCAGCAGGCUCAUCUAUGACUCACCUGUAGACAAAGAGAAAAUAAAUAUGGACUUUAGGCACCAAAAAGUCUGGUGACUGUGCACUCAAAGUAAGAAAAGUAGGCCCCCUCCCACCCCCCACCCCCACCCCCCCCCGCCAAUCCAGCUUUUGGAUUGUUUUUAAAAGGACAUGAAACCCAGGCUUGGGUCACAUGCACUGUUGGAAAAGUCCUUCCCUACUGGAUUGUGCCAUGUGACCCUGAGGUCCCUUUCUCACUUUUGUUCUCCCUUGGCCACAGCUGGUUAUAGCUGAGGCAGGGGGUCGCCCAGGGCAGUAAAGCAGACUGGCUGCGAUGAAGAUGCAGGGAUCCAUGCUGCCUUCUCACCAUGCACUUCCCCUCCAAGGACAGCCUGCUGCAGUGGAGCUGCUCCAGAUCCUUAACACAACUGGCUCAAAGGCACAGAACAGGGAAGGAAAGGUGGGUGGCAUGACCAGCAAGGGGGACGGAUGCUAUGUGGCCCCACCAUUCAAGCACAUUGUUCCCAAUAGUCUGACCAGGCAGGACCCUUUUUUGGGGGUGUGUCUAGGCAGCAGUGUAUUUUUCUCCUGCACAUUCUUGGGAGGCCUUCCAAGGGAAGGGAUGCAGCUGGGCGUGCUCCUGUCAGAGAGGAUGGUCAGUUUAAUCAGAGAGAACCCCUUAUCCUGCAGGCCCUAGAUUUUCUUUCUCUUGGUGUCGGCCUUGCUGGCCUACCAUGUGUUUCUGGCCCGUAGAAACAUCCCACUGGAGUCAGCAUCCAUGUGGGGGUCCCAGAGCAUCUUAUACCUUUCUGUAGUUGGUAGGGAUGACCAUGGAAUGGCUCCAGGAAAAAGCUGUCAUUCCUGCAUCUAGUUGCAGACUCCUAAGAGUGAUCCCAAGGCUCAGGCAGGCCUGACUCUGAGACUCCUAGGCAACUAUGAGUUUGGGAAGUGGCCAUGUUGUUUCUUUGUAAAGGUCACUUUAUGAAUUAUGUGGUUGUCUGAGCUCUUAGAUUAAUCUGCCUUGCCAUGCUGAUUGGAUUUCAGAUACUAAAGCUCAUUCUUUCAGAGCUUUGUCCCUUUAAUAAGACACACCUGUCUGCUUUGGGAACACUGUAAAUUAUGGCAUAGCUGUAGGGCUUGGUUUGGCAGGUUGGACAUAAGGAUCAUUUGUAGGUUGUUCUGCAGAAAACCCCACCUGCUCCAUGAUUUUACCAGGACAAGUAGCUGAAGAUCACUUGGGAAAGUCAUGUGAGCUUUCUCUCAGCCAAGAUGAGUUGAAACCAUUAUUCUGGAGCCCCUAUGGAAGGCCUUUGAGAGAGGUCACCUUGGGAUAGGCUGAAGGAUAACAGAUAGCCUGUCCAUCAGGAGGAGUUGGUCCUCUGACUCCUGGGAGGCAGCCUGUCUUGUAUUCUCAGGGUGCUAUGGAUGGAGCCUGUAAAUGUAGGAUUAGGAACUGGAUGCAAGGCCAGGUAGCCCAGACCAGUGCCCAGUGCGGUGCCGGAACUCUCUGUUCCCUUUCCACAUGUCCACUCUAUCUCUGAGGGCUGAGCCUUGCACAGUCCAAGCUUGCCAGCUAAAAGCUCUGUUACUGUUUUUAUUGCACAGGCCUGGAGCCUCUGCAGUGGGGUUGAGCACAGCUUCCAGGGCCUCAUUUCUUCAGCCUGAAAUCAUAAACCACUCACUGCUUUUGCCGUCAUUCCCUGGAGGUACCAGUAAGUGUUUGAUACCAGUGUGAUCCUCAGAUGAGGAACUGGCCUUUAGGACUGUUUGCCCAUAUCCUGAUCUUACGAGCAGGUGGUAGACUUGCACUUUCUCCCCAGAUUUGCUUCGGCCAGCAAAAUGUGACCAGAAGUGUUCUACUUCUAAGCAGAGGUCCUUAGGAGCCAGUGUGUGAUUUUCCACACCGUUCCCUUUGCCAGGAGUGACUGGUGGUGUCCCAGAGAAUGGAGGCUCUGUCAGCCUGCGUUCCAUGUUAGGGCACUAUGGUGUAGAACCCUCACCAACAAAUGUGCAACAUGAAAUGUGACUGAGAAAUAAACCUUUGAUGUUUGAAGCCACUGAGAUUUGGGGUUGUUGCCACAGCAUAACUUAGUUUAUCCUGACCACUACAACCACAGUAGAGACUGUGUCUAAGAAGCCUCAGCUGCACCCAGCACAGACCCAGACAUUUAUUGAGCACCCACUAGGAGCUGGGUGUUCUGUCAGGACAGGGCUAAAUUGCCAACACUAGGACAGAUUAACACAUGUGUGCAGAAGAAGGAACAAUUCAUUCUUUAUGUAAGUGACAUUAAGCUAAACCUUGGAGAGUUUCAGUCCAUCAAUACCAACAGCAGUUAACAUUUUUUGAGCUAUGUAGUAGGAGCUAACCUAUACUUGUUUGGACCUAUUUGAUCUAUAUGGUGACCCUAGAAAGUGGGUACUAUUAUCUUCAUUUCUCAGAUGAAGAAACCGAGACACAAGUAACCUACCUAAGAUCAGAACUCUAAGAUUCAACCCCAGAGCCCAUUUUCUUUAGCAUUCGAGGCUGAGAGAGCAGGUGUAUUCACAUGAAAGUGACCGGCAUGAGCAGGGUGUGAUGAACUGUCUGGUGUAACUUGGUCACAGGGCUUAUGAAAGGGUGUGAUAGAACUUGUGGCUGGACGUGUUGGCCAAACUGUGAAGGGUCCUAGAUGCCAGACUGAGUGGUUUAGACUUUCUUCUGUGGGCAGCAGAGUGGAGGACAGACUUCAUGAGCUUUAGGAGUGUAACUGUCAGCCAUGGGGACUUUAGAGUGGAGAAUGGGUGUUACGGGAGGUGGGGGCCCAAUUGGAGGGGCCUAGAAAACAGCUUGUGAGAGACGGUAGGCCUGAACCAACAUGGGGGCAGAGCCUGCCACACAUACCCUUCUUUUGGCCCUUGACUAUGACUAGAUGCAUAUAAUGUUUAUGUGGCUUUCAUGUUCUUUAUUCUUCCCAACUGACUGAAAGCUGCUUGAGGGCAGGCUUCCUCUUAGGUGUUCUCUGCCCUGCCCUUCUCCUUAAUCUUGGGCUGAUGCCCAUGUUUGAAUGUCCUUCUCCCAGGGAAGAACACAAUACCUUGUCCAAGGCCCAGCUCAGAUGCUAUCUUCCUGCUACACAGUCUCCCUGGAAGCAUAUCUGUGACUGGAUUAUAAUUGCAGCUGGCAUCUGGGACCCAACUCAGUGUUUGCUGUUGGCAUGGCCUGUUGGCUCCUGGCUUGUGCCUGUUACAGCAUGCCCCACCCAGUAAAGCGUCAGAGAGAGCCUAGCAGUUUUUCCUCAUGUGUCCUGGCCUUCUUGAGGUCAGAGACCAUCUUAUUCAUCCUACUCACUUGCUGUGGUUUGCUAGUGCUUGGUGGGGCUUCAGGGUAGAGGGUGGUUUGCACUUGACCUCUCAGCCACGAUUAGAUGGACAGAUAGCCCAUCUUUGAAAUUGAGAGAUUCUGGGUUUAGAGAUGUUCACUGUGUGACUCAUGAAACAUUAAGCAAAUCUUGUUUUUUUUUCAUUAAAAAACAAUUAGUCACAACCUCGAGCUAAUGGCCGGAGAUAGCUCAACAAUCAGCAGAUGCGGUUCUCUUCUGAAAUAAUGAUGAUGAGAACAAUAACCCCUCAUGCUUGCCUAGAGCUUUACCAGCUCACAGAGACCAUUCAUUCACAUCCAGUAUUCUUAUUAAUCCCAGAAAAGCCUCAUAAAGCAGGCAGGGCAGGUGCCUUCACCCGUUUUGGGGAUAAGGACCCAGAGCUUCAGCUAUCAGCCCAAAUUUAUGGAGCGGGUGUCUGCUGGGCCCGUCUGGGUCUCCUCUCCUGCCUCUAUUCUCUGCCCAUGCAUCUGACCCUCCAAUCUCUUCUCUCUCUUGUUGCCAGUACCCGCCCUGGGUCCCAGCUCUGCAGAGAGGGGCUCAACUGUUGGGUGCUGAGUGGAUGCCUCAUCCCUCCCCAGCUUAGAUGGCCAGCUCCAUCCACUUCUGGAGUGCGCUGUCCCCUCUCACAGAGCCCUGCCCUCCCUGGGAACUGACUCAGCCCAUCCCUGCCAGCGCUGAGUGACCACGGCCCAGGGAGGGGCCACGGACCCUCACAGAGGCAACUCUUCUCCCCACACCAGUCCAGCUCUCCCUUCAAGUAACGAAGUCUUGGAGCUCGCCGGCACCUGCUGUGUCCGGGGUGCGCUACAUCUAGCUGGCUGCCUCUCAGGCCACAACGGAUCUGACAAGGAUGAAGAAAUGGGGGAGCUCAGACUCAGGGGAGUCUGAGGAGCCACCCCAAGAGGACUCCUGCUCAGACCCCUUGGAUGGAGACCCUAACUCCAGGCCAGCUCCAGCCAAACCCCACAUCUUCCCCACGGCCAAGAGCCGCAGUCGGCUUUUUGGGAAAUGCGACUCGGAGGAAGCUUCUCCUAUGGACUGCUCUUACGAGGAAGGCCAGCUAGCCUCCUGCCCAGCCAUCACCGUCAGCCCUGUUGUCAUCAUCCAGAAGCAUGAGGAUGGCCCCACCUGUGACAGGCAGUCUUCCCAGGACUCUGCUCCUGCUGGGUCUGAGAAGAACCUCAAGCUGUAUGAUCGCAGGAAGAUCUUUGAAGCCGUCGCUCAGAAUAACUGUGAGGAGCUGCAGAGUCUGCUGCUCUUCCUGCAGAAGAGCCAGAAGCACCUCAUGGACAGCGAGUUCAAAGACCCAGAGACUGGGAAGACCUGUCUGCUGAAAGCCAUGCUCAACCUGCACGAUGGGCAGAAUGAUACCAUUCCCCUGCUCCUGGAGAUUGCCCGGCAGACGGACAGCCUGAAGGAGUUUGUCAACGCCAGUUACACAGACAGCUACUACAAGGGCCAGACGGCCCUGCACAUUGCCAUUGAGAGGCGGAACAUGGCACUAGUGACCCUCCUAGUGGAGAACGGGGCAGACGUCCAGGCUGCAGCCAACGGGGACUUCUUUAAGAAAACCAAAGGGCGGCCCGGCUUCUACUUUGGUGAGCUGCCCCUCUCCUUGGCUGCAUGUACCAACCAGCUGGGCAUCGUGAAGUUCCUGCUGCAGAACUCUUGGCAGCCAGCAGACAUCAGUGCCCGGGACUCGGUGGGCAACACAGUGCUGCAUGCGCUGGUGGAGGUGGCCGACAACACAGCCGACAACACUAAGUUUGUGACGAGCAUGUACAAUGAGAUUCUGAUCCUGGGGGCCAAGCUCCACCCUACACUGAAGCUGGAGGAGCUCACCAACAAGAAGGGGCUGACGCCACUGGCUCUGGCUGCCAGGAGUGGGAAGAUUGGGGUCUUGGCCUAUAUUCUUCAGAGGGAGAUCCAGGAGCCCGAGUGCAGGCACCUGUCCAGGAAGUUCACCGAGUGGGCCUACGGGCCUGUGCACUCCUCACUCUACGACCUGUCCUGCGUCGACACUUGCGAGAAGAACUCAGUGCUAGAAGUGAUCGCCUACAGCAGCAGUGACACCCCCAAUCGCCACGACAUGCUUUUGGUGGAACCGCUGAACCGACUCCUGCAGGACAAGUGGGACAGAUUUGUCAAGCGCAUCUUCUACUUCAACUUCUUCGUCUACUGCUUGUAUAUGAUCAUCUUCACCACAGCAGCCUACUACAGGCCUGUGGAUGGCUUGCCUCCCUAUAAGCUGAAACACACUGUUGGGGACUAUUUCCGAGUCACUGGCGAGAUUCUUUCUGUAUCAGGAGGAGUCUACUUUUUUUUCCGAGGGAUUCAAUAUUUCCUGCAGAGGCGGCCAUCUCUGAAGACCUUGUUUGUGGACAGCUACAGUGAGAUGCUUUUCUUUGUGCAGUCACUGUUCAUGCUGGGGACCGUGGUGCUGUACUUCUGCCACCACAAGGAGUACGUGGCCUCCAUGGUGUUCUCCCUGGCCAUGGGCUGGACCAACAUGCUCUACUACACCCGCGGCUUCCAGCAGAUGGGCAUCUAUGCUGUUAUGAUUGAGAAGAUGAUCCUGAGAGACCUGUGUCGCUUCAUGUUUGUCUACCUUGUUUUCUUGUUCGGGUUUUCCACAGCGGUGGUGACACUGAUUGAGGAUGGGAAGAAUAAUUCUGUGCCGGCUGAGUCCACAUCGCACAGGUGGCGAGGGCCUGGCUGCCGGCCACCCGACAGCUCCUACAACAGCCUGUACUCCACGUGUCUGGAGCUCUUCAAGUUCACCAUUGGUAUGGGCGACCUGGAGUUCACCGAGAACUAUGACUUCAAGGCUGUCUUCAUCAUCUUGCUGCUGGCCUACGUGAUUCUCACCUAUAUCCUCCUGCUCAACAUGCUCAUCGCCCUCAUGGGUGAGACCGUCAACAAGAUCGCGCAGGAGAGCAAAAACAUCUGGAAGCUACAGAGAGCCAUCACCAUCCUGGACACGGAGAAGAGCUUCCUUAAGUGUAUGAGGAAGGCCUUCCGCUCAGGCAAGCUGUUGCAAGUGGGGUACACACCUGAUGGCAAGGAUGACUACAGGUGGUGUUUCAGGGUGGAUGAGGUCAACUGGACCACCUGGAACACCAAUGUGGGCAUCAUCAAUGAAGACCCGGGCAACUGUGAGGGCAUCAAGCGCACCCUGAGCUUCUCUCUGCGCUCAGGCAGAGUUUCAGGAAGAAACUGGAAGAAUUUUGCCCUGGUUCCCCUCUUAAGAGACACAAGUACAAGAGAAAGGCACCCUGGCCAGCCGGAGGAGGUUCAUCUGAGGCACUUUGCAGGUUCCCUCAAGCCAGAAGAUGCUGAGGUCUUCAAGGAUCCUGCUGCUUUAGGGGAGAAAUGAGCGACCCCUACAGGGUUCUCUUAACACUAUUGGGCCUCAGGAUAUGCCACUGCUGCCAUACGGCACUCUCAGCAGCCUGGCCUGGUCUGUGCCUGCCUUGGCACUUUCCUCACCUGCCCUGGACAAGCUGUGUGAAGCAUUGUUGGAUGCCUGGGAAGAGAUAGCCAUCCAACCCUCACUGUCCCCAAGUGAGUCUCCUAAAAGGAAAGGAUUUUGCUCGCUCUCUCUUUUUUUUUUUUUUUACAGACUUUGUUAAGUAUCAUGAAUGAUGUAUCUUUAUGUGACGUAUGUGAUGCCCCUAUUUUAUUUUAUUUUCUAUCACUAGGACUAAAAGUGAAUGAGGCCCAGGAAAACACCUCUUAGAACAAAAGGUUAGAACACCCUUUAGAACAUGUCCUUCAAUGUAAAAUGCCAAAGCUGUUCUCUGUAUUGGGUUUAAUACCUUCCUUGAACAAAGCGGUCUGGGGGUGAUGUCGUUUAUUCCUCAGAGAAGGUGGGGGAGGCUGGCCCUAUUCCCAGCUCUGGUGGAAUCAGGUUUUUCCAGAGUGACUUCCUCCUUCUGUGUGAUCCAUCACAGUUCCAAAAAUUUUAGCUCUAUUGCUGUUCAGAUGAAAGUAUGGAACCCUGUCUCAAAAGCAUGUGGCAAGAGUUUUUUAAUGAUCUUCUAUUUGUUGUGACCAUAGUCCUGCUCCCCUGCAGUGGUAUGUAUCUCCACCUCCAUCCAUCCUGUUGUCCAUCAAAUACAUAAGUAAGUAAGCAAGUAAAUAAAUAAAUAGGUAAAUAUCAUAUC